Olea europaea var. sylvestris is the source of this 1966-nucleotide messenger RNA. Its product is annotated as chaperone protein dnaJ 15-like. The transcript has 10 exons. Lineage: Eukaryota; Viridiplantae; Streptophyta; Magnoliopsida; Lamiales; Oleaceae. The record is from RefSeq and is a predicted model, not a curated record. Bases 337 to 1623 code for a protein of 428 amino acids.
UAAAAUUAUUCUUAUAAUUCGACAAUUUGCUCGUUUUGCAUUGAUCCCGAGGGAAAUUUGAAGCUUUCCAAUGCAUUGAAUUGAGCCCCUCAAAAUCUAGCUCGUUUAUUCAAAUAUUUUUUGGUCUUUUGAUGAAUAAGUUUUGUUUGUUCCAAUUGUGCUUUGCUUGCAGAUUUGCAGACAAAAGGUUUCUCUGUAUGCGGUAUUUAAAUAAUUGUGAGCUUUUGGGUGAAAAAUGCUGUUCAUAUUGAUUGGAUGUAAAAUGAGAAAAAUGGAAAUAGUUUCCUCAUAGAAAGAGAGAAGAUAAAGAUAAGGGUUAAUUUCUAGACAAAAAGAAUGGGGGGUUCGAAAAAGAAGGGGCCAUCGGCUCCAGUGGUGCGUAGGGAUCCAUAUGAGAUGUUGUGUGUGUCUAGGGAUUCUUCUGAUCAGGAAAUCAAGUCUGCUUACAGAAAACUUGCUCUCAAGUAUCAUCCAGACAAGAAUGCUUGCAAUCCUGAGGCUUCAGAACUGUUCAAGGAGGUUGCAUGUUCAUAUAGCAUUUUAUCAGAUCCAGAGAAAAGGAGGCAAUAUGAUAGUGCAGGAUUUCAGGCCCUUGAUGUCGAAGGAAUGGAUAUGGAGAUUGAUUUAUCCAGCCUUGGAACUGUCAACACGAUGCUUGUGGCUUUAUUCAGCAAGUUGGGUGUGCCCAUUAAGACCACAAUUUCUACUAAUGUUCUCAAAGAGGCUUUGAGUGGAACUGUCAGGGUCAGACCUCUUCCAGUUGGAACUUCAGUCAGUGGAAAGGUAAAUAAUCAUUUGAACAGGAAGAAAGCUUACUUGUUGUCCUGCCUUUUUGGGUUGAAUUAUCUUCGUCAACAGGUAGAAAAGCAAUCUGCUCACUUUUUUGGUGUAAUAAUUAAUGAGGAGCAAGCAGAGGCAGGGAUUGUAGUCAGAGUUACGUCCUCUGUGCAAAGCAAGUUUAAGCUCGUGUACUUCGAACAAGGGGCAAAUGAGGGGUAUGGGCAGGUCUUGCAGGAAGACAGUGAGAAGACAGGCAAAGUCACGUCGGCUGGAAUGUAUUUCUUGCAUUUUCAAGUGUACAAAAUGGAUUCAAUGUUGGCAAUGGCUAAGGACACGAAAGCCACUUUCUUCAAACGAUUGGAAGGCCUUCAACCUUGUGAGGUUUUGCAACUGAAAACUGGUGCUCACAUAUUCGCAGUUUAUGGUGAUAACUUCUUCAAACCUGCUGUCUAUACAAUUGAGGCUCUCUGUGCAAAGUCAUAUGAGGGUACAACUCAUAAGCUUCGGGGUAUUGAGGCUCAGAUUUGGAGGAAGAGAAAUGAGCUAUGCCAAUUCGAGACAGAAUAUAGAACUGCAUUGUCACGCUACCAAGAAGUAAUUAAUAGAUACGUCCAGGCCAAGCAGUCCGUCGAUGAGCUGCUAAAAAGGCGAAAUAAUAUCCAUUCUUCUUUCACUGUUGCAAGGUCAGUUCCAAAUGCUAGUGGGAGUAAGCCUUUCGGUAAUGGAAGUAGCAGCAUAUCUCGUGGUGAAGAUUUGAAGUCUAAGAGUCUGGUGGAAGAAGGCAGAUCACAUUCAAAGGGCAAAUCUACAAAGAAGAAAUGGUUCAGUUUUAACCUGAAAUGAUGAGACAAAAAGUGAGUAGUAGAAAAAUUAUGUGUACUCUCCAGGUUUGAAAUUCAUUCUUGCAUGCGACUACGAGCUUUUGUGUGUGGUGGAUUUGUGUCUGUACAUAGCUCGCCUCGUAUUAUGACGAUCAAUGUUCCUCCCAUUUGGGUGUAGUAUUUUUCUGUUCCUUGCAAUUUGUCAUAUUCUAUACUGCAAAAUGUUGAACAUAAGGGUUUAUGUUAUCAGAAAUCAUUUCUUGUACCAGUUGGAAUAGCUUAUAGAACCAAAUGGAAUUCAAUAAAACUUCGUUGAGGUUUUGUUGUAAAAGUUUACCUAUCAAAAAAAAGGUUUUGUUGUAAAA